Molecule: messenger RNA, 315 nt
Organism: Botrytis porri
Lineage: Eukaryota; Fungi; Ascomycota; Leotiomycetes; Helotiales; Sclerotiniaceae
Exons: 2
Coding region: 1-315 (104 amino acids)
Biological process (GO): transmembrane transport
Cellular component (GO): membrane
Molecular function (GO): ATP binding; ATPase-coupled transmembrane transporter activity
Source: RefSeq, a predicted model, not a curated record
AUGUCGUAUAAAUAUGCCACAAAACUUCGAGGUGGUUUAAUUGCAAGAAUCUCUGAUAAGUUAAUGAGGCUCAAGCAGGAAACCGGUCUUGAGUCAAAAGUUUUCACCCUCGUAAUCGCAGAUGUCCAAAAGAUAAUUAGUGCUUUCGCAUAUAUACAUGAAAUAUGGGCGGUGGUUCUAGAAACUGGUUUAGUAACAUGGCUUCUCUGGAGACAGAUUGGACCCUCGAGCGUGACUGUCCUGACAGUCGCGUUGAUAUGUGCCAUGGGAUCAGCUUUUCUCGGAAAACACGUUGGCAAGGCACAGCAAACCUAG